Ylistrum balloti is the source of this 885-nucleotide messenger RNA. RefSeq names its product carbonic anhydrase 7-like. The record is from RefSeq and is a predicted model, not a curated record. NCBI's taxonomy places the organism in Eukaryota, Metazoa, Mollusca, Bivalvia, Pectinida, Pectinidae. Gene Ontology annotation, cellular component: cytoplasm. The coding region runs from base 1 to 885 and encodes 294 amino acids. Gene Ontology annotation, molecular function: carbonate dehydratase activity; zinc ion binding. The transcript is spliced from 7 exons.
AUGAAUGUCCUAGUCAAACUGGUUUUUAUUUUCUUGCUGCAGCUGCAGGUCUCCAAUAGCAGUACCGUGGAAAGGACCGACAAUGAGGUCAUGCAUGCGCACGUGGAAGAAAUGUUCUCGUAUGAUUCAAACUCAAGAACAGGUCCAACUAAAUGGCUCAAAUUUUGGCCGGCUUGUGGCGGCAAAACUCAAUCACCUGUCAAUAUCAAUAACAGUAUGGUACAGGCAGAUAAGCGGUAUCAUAUACAAUUUAGUGAUGAGUUUAGGGAGAUGACGGGAGACCUUGUCAACAAUGGUCAUGCUCCAACGUUUUAUUUUGAUCACAAAAGUCGUCUUCUUUUUGGAGCCCCCGGUCUCCCGAAUGAAGUGUUUGUGUUGGACCAGCUUCAUUUCCACUUCGGUGACCGUUUUGAAACAGGAUCCGAACAUGCCAUUGAUGGUAUUAAAUUCCCUGUUGAGGUUCAUCUCGCGCACUACAACAGAAAGUAUGGAAACCUAAACAAUGCAACCAGCAAGUCGGACGGAGUGGUAGUCCUUGGUGUUUUCAUGCAGGUGGGCAUGGGACGACCUGGGGCGCUGGACAAAUUCAUUGAAAAUUACCUGUCAGAUAUCAGAAUACCUGAUAUGAAGGGAGUGCGAGCAACCCUCAACCCCAGUAUCCUGCUUCCGUAUAACCGGUCCUUUUACACGUACGUUGGCUCUCUAACGACACCACCAUGUAGUGAGCGAGUACGCUGGAUACUUAUGAGGACACACAAGUCCAUUUCCCUGAGGGCCUAUAACCUUCUUCGAAGUUUACGGGACAAUUACGGUGAUCGUAUUGCCAGAUAUGGAAACUGCCGGCCGAUACAGAAACUGGGCUGUCGUAUUGUGGAGUCAACCUAA